Penaeus monodon (black tiger shrimp) is the source of this 593-nucleotide messenger RNA. RefSeq lists its product as uncharacterized. The record is from RefSeq and is a predicted model, not a curated record. NCBI's taxonomy places the organism in Eukaryota, Metazoa, Arthropoda, Malacostraca, Decapoda, Penaeidae.
AGUAAAUAUAAAAGGAAAGCUGACAGAGAGAAAACAUAUUGAUAAUGUUUUCGAUUCUACUGAUAGCAUUUGUUGCGGCAUCGCUCGGCAAGAAAGAGGAAGGACAGCGCAUUGCGUUUCUCGCCAUGACUCCACCGGAAAAGUCUACGGACAUAUGCGCCACGUUUCACUUACUGUCCGGGGAUAAUACAAGUUACAUAUUCGAGUUCAAAUUCCUAUUCAGCGAUCUUUCCUUCACCGCCUCAGUCUCGGUGAAUGAAAGCAUAAGGUGGGAAUUCGAGCACGGGAAUCUGUUGCUCGAAAUAAUACGACUGAAACCGCACGGAUUUCUUCUAUCUUUCGGCUAUCCGCGCCAUUUGCUCAGCCGCAAAGAUGUCUUUGUAGAAACAGAGACGGAGAUGAAUUCUAUCUACGAGACGAGGUGGAUAUUCAACAGACUUGGCACGUCUCCCGGUGAAUGGAUGAGGGUGAUGGCGGUCUCGGUUGCCGGGGAAGAAAUAAGCCUGAAGAUAGGAAAUGGUGACGAACAAACUCUCAACUCCACAAGGAAGACGAACGUCAAUGUCGGCCUUGAAAUAAAAGAAUCCCUACAG